Messenger RNA from Mercurialis annua (annual mercury), 795 nucleotides. RefSeq lists its product as uncharacterized. The record is from RefSeq and is a predicted model, not a curated record. NCBI's taxonomy places the organism in Eukaryota, Viridiplantae, Streptophyta, Magnoliopsida, Malpighiales, Euphorbiaceae. The coding region runs from base 1 to 795 and encodes 264 amino acids. The transcript is spliced from 2 exons.
AUGGCCGUAGAUAUCUGCUCCGAUAUUCCAAAUAUAGCGUUAAUCAGUCCAAGAAUCUCAUUCUCCCACGAUCUCAAUCAAGAAUCUCAUUCUAUAUCAUCAAUCCAAGAUUUCCGUCGUGCUCGAUUAGACUCGUCUUUAUUAGACACUGAUUUCAACUUCUGCAUCAGCAAUAGCUUCGUUCAAGAAUUCUCUUCUGCUGACGAGCUUUUCUCCAAUGGCAAGAUCUUGCCUAUCGAAAUCAAGAAACAUAAAAACGUUUCGAUUUCGACCAAUCAUCAGCAACAACCGGAGAACAAUACGGAACAGAAGAAGCUCUUGAAAGAGUUCUUGUCAAUGAGCAUUGAUGCAGAUGAUCACAACAAACCAGUAGUGAAUAAUAGAUCUUUCUGGCAAUUCAAGAGAAGUAACAGUUUGAAUUGCGAUAGCACAACUCGAACGAAAGGUUUGAUUCGAUCUUUUCAGUUUCUUUCGAGAAGUAAGUCGACAGGUUCAGCUCCGAGUCGUCCAAAACCGGCAUUGUUGUUUGCUAAAGAAAAUCAGAAACAGCCUCAGUUGCAAAAACAGCAUUCUGUUCCGAGUAGGAAGUCUCCGUCCGUUGCGAGUUUUGGUGAGUUCUACGGCUAUAAUAAUAGUAUCUCGGGGCAAAAACGUCCUUCUUUAAGGAAAUGUGGAUCUUACGGUGGCAACGGAGUUCGAAUCGCGACGGUUUUGAAUUUACCGCCACCGUAUAUUUCUAGAGGAACGGUUAAUCUUUUUGGUUUGGGUUCUUUGUUUUGUAAUGGUUCUGCUUAG